Messenger RNA from Drosophila hydei, 3012 nucleotides. RefSeq names its product heat shock 70 kDa protein cognate 5 (gene Hsc70-5). The transcript is spliced from 6 exons. Bases 344 to 2404 code for a protein of 686 amino acids. The record is from RefSeq and is a predicted model, not a curated record. Lineage: Eukaryota; Metazoa; Arthropoda; Insecta; Diptera; Drosophilidae. Gene Ontology annotation, molecular function: ATP binding; ATP hydrolysis activity; heat shock protein binding. Gene Ontology annotation, biological process: cellular response to unfolded protein; protein refolding. Gene Ontology annotation, cellular component: mitochondrion; cytoplasm.
ACAGUUUGUAUUGCCGAAUUAUUAAAUACACAAAUUUCAAAUCAAUUCUGAAAAGCUUUGUAAAUAAUUUGAAGAAAACACACGUACACUUGCUACUCAAAAGCGUUGGCAGCACCGUGGCUUACACCUAAUGCAACGCUGCGUAUAUUGUUUCAGUUCCACCAUAGCCGAUUAUUAAUUGUGCGCUGCUCACAUCUUUGACUGCCGUCUUUAUCCAGCCCUCGUAAGGGAAACGUGCUCGUGGUUCGCUCUGACGAAAUUUUCGACUCAAUAGCGGUGCAUUUUGCAGCUGUUUUAUUUGAUAAUUAGUGCAAGUGUGAAAUUAAUAAAGUAAAAUACUAAUAUGUUGCGCGUACCCAAUCUUCUCCCGCGCCUUGCUCGCCAGGUCAGCCUUGGAGCACCAACGAAUAUUUCGGUAGUUUCUAGCAUAUUCCGCAAUCUACCGGGUGUCUUCAAUGGAUCGUCGGGUCAAAUGCGUUACAAAUCUGGAGAAGUUAAAGGUGCUGUUAUUGGUAUCGAUUUGGGCACCACCAACUCUUGCCUGGCCGUGAUGGAGGGCAAGCAAGCGAAGGUGAUUGAGAAUGCAGAGGGCGCACGCACAACACCCUCACAUGUUGCAUUCACCAAGGAUGGUGAGCGUUUGGUUGGAAUGCCAGCCAAGCGUCAGGCGGUCACAAAUUCAGCAAACACUUUUUAUGCCACAAAGCGUCUGAUUGGACGCCGCUUUGACGAUCCUGAGGUGAAGAAGGAUAUUACGAAUCUUUCGUACAAAGUCGUUAAGGCUUCCAAUGGUGAUGCCUGGGUAUCGGCGACUGAUGGCAAAGUGUACUCUCCCUCGCAAAUUGGUGCCUUUAUCCUUAUCAAGAUGAAGGAGACAGCCGAAGCGUAUCUCAACACUCCAGUUAAGAACGCCGUUGUCACUGUGCCCGCUUACUUCAACGACUCACAGCGUCAGGCUACAAAGGAUGCUGGCCAAAUUGCUGGUCUGAAUGUGCUGCGUGUUAUUAAUGAACCUACAGCUGCAGCGCUGGCUUACGGCAUGGAUAAAACCGAGGAUAAAAUUAUUGCUGUAUACGAUUUGGGCGGCGGAACUUUUGAUAUUUCCAUUUUGGAAAUCCAGAAGGGCGUCUUUGAAGUUAAAUCCACCAACGGUGACACUCUGCUGGGCGGAGAAGAUUUCGACAAUGCCAUUGUGAAUUUCUUGGUGGCCGAGUUCAAAAAGGACAGCGGUAUUGACAUCCGCAAGGACAAUAUUGCCAUGCAGCGUCUGAAGGAAGCUGCAGAGAAAGCAAAGUGCGAACUGUCGUCCUCGCAGCAAACAGACAUCAAUUUGCCAUAUCUGACCAUGGAUGCCGCUGGACCACAGCACAUGAAUCUGAAAAUGACUCGUUCCAAGCUGGAAAGUCUGGUCGGAGAUCUUAUCAAGCGCACCAUUCAGCCCUGCCAAAAGGCGUUGUCCGAUGCAGAGGUAUCUAAGUCUGAAAUUGGCGAAGUUUUGCUCGUUGGCGGUAUGACGCGUAUGCCCAAGGUACAGUCUACAGUACAGGAACUGUUUGGACGCCAGCCCUCGCGUUCGGUUAAUCCUGAUGAGGCUGUUGCCGUGGGUGCCGCUGUUCAGGGUGGUGUUUUGGCUGGCGAUGUCACUGAUGUGCUCUUGCUCGAUGUCACCCCUCUGUCGCUGGGUAUUGAGACGUUGGGAGGUGUAUUCACGCGCCUUAUCUCACGCAAUACAACUAUUCCCACCAAGAAGUCGCAGGUGUUCUCAACGGCCAGCGAUGGUCAGACGCAGGUGGAGAUUAAGGUGCACCAGGGCGAGCGUGAGAUGGCCAACGACAACAAAUUGUUGGGAUCCUUCACACUGGUCGGCAUUCCACCAGCACCCCGUGGCGUCCCUCAAAUUGAAGUGGUCUUCGAUAUUGACGCCAACGGAAUUGUCCAUGUGUCUGCUAAGGACAAGGGUACCGGCAAGGAGCAACAGAUAGUCAUCCAGUCCAGCGGAGGUCUCAGCAAGGACGAAAUCGAGAACAUGAUAAAGAAGGCGGAGGAAUACGCAUCUGCUGAUAAGAAGAAACGUGAACUGAUUGAAAUCGUUAACCAAGGCGAGAGUAUUGUGCACGACACAGAGACUAAAAUGGAAGAAUUUAAGAGCCAGCUGCCCGCUGACGAGUGCGAAAAACUGAAAAAGGAAAUUGCUGAUCUGCGCACCCUGCUGGCCAACAAGGAGACGGCUGAUCCAGAGGAGGUUAGAAAAUCUACCACGCAGCUGCAACAGUCUUCGUUGAAGCUUUUCGAGAUGGCAUACAAAAAGAUGUCCGCUGAACGUGAGAGCAGCUCCGGCGGCGGCACCACCGCCAGUAGUUCGGGCGAAGCUUCCGGCGAGACCAAGAAGGAGGAAAAGAAUUAAAUUAGGCAACCAUAGUCGUAGUUGUUGUUCCCUUAUUUCAUAAUAAUCACAUUUGGAUUUGGAUUAAGUUGUAUGUUAAACAAAACAAAGCCCAUCAUAUUCCUGAUUCUUCUAAAUCACAUAAAGUGAUCCUUAUCAUUCAUAAGCAAAAAGCAUUUACCCAAAUUGUGUAGUAAUAUGCGCGGACAUAAACAACCUACGAAAUGCAAAAACCAACGACAUACGAUCAUAUCUCAGUCAAAAUCAGUUGCAUUAAGUUUUUAUUGUUUAUAAUGCACGAAAUGUCUGGAUCAAAAUCUAAUGUAAAUCUGAGCUGUAGAGUUGUUGUGCUUACUGUAAGAUUUUCCUUACUUUUACUUUACGUUUAUAUUAAACUAGUUGUAGUUGUAUAAUAACGAGCACAGCAGCACAAGCCCAAAUUCUACAGAGCCCACAUGAGAUAACACUCAUUGGAAGAUCGAAAGUUAUAAUUUAAGCAAAAUUAUUCUUUGGUUUCCAGUGGAUAACCAAACAAAAAGAGUUUACUGGGUAAAAUGCAAUUACAUAGUCUCUUUACAUUUGUAAACUUUAAAUAUACGUGAACAAAAAUAUAUUAUUUACAAACUGAA